This is a messenger RNA of Symbiodinium necroappetens, 956 nucleotides long. NCBI's taxonomy places the organism in Eukaryota, Dinophyceae, Suessiales, Symbiodiniaceae. The record is from the annotation of a GenBank genome assembly.
AUGCUGAACUGUGGGAAUGUCGGGUCUUGCCACGGUGGCACCGUGGACGGCCCCUACCAGUGGAUCUACAAGCUGGGCAAGCGCACUGGCAGCGGCAUCUCCUACUUUACCUCCCAGCCAUACUUGGCAUGCUCCAGUGAAAGCCGCGAUGGCAUCUGCAAGAAUGCGGACACGAGCUGCAAAGCCGAGAACAUCGCCCGUACUUGCAGCACCUUCGGGGAGCCCUGCGUUGGACUGAGCGAAUAUCCCAACGCCACCAUUUCGGACUAUGGAUCGAUCAUGGGCAAGAAUGCCAUGAUGAAAGAGAUCUACAACAGAGGGCCAAUCUCCUGCGGCAUUGACGCCAAUCCGUUGCUGAAGUACACCACCGGGGUGAUUCGGGGCUGGUCGCUGAUGCAAGACCACGUCGUGUCCGUGGUCGGAUGGGGCACUGAUCCAGAGGAAGGUCUCUACUGGAUUGUCCGCAACAGCUGGGGUGAGUACUGGGGUGAGAACGGAUACGUGCGCGUCAAGAGUGGUGCUUUGGCGCUGGAGCGCAGCUGCACGUGGGCAGUGCCCGACACGUACACCGCGCCGGAGAAGAACAAUGAGAUCCAUUGCUACGAGGGAGGCGAGAACUGCAAGGUCUCAGCGAAAGACGAAUCCACCGCGGCCGCUCCAGCGACACGAAAGUCAGAGCUCUGGAAGCGUGACGAGGUCGAGCGAAGAGGAUUCCAGUGGCGUGGGAACUCGUCAACUCCUUCUUCGCACGAGCUUCUCUUCACACCUUCCAACGGCUUCCCGGAAACCUUUUCCUGGUGCGACAAGGAUGGCAAGAGCUACUGCACCGUUUCCGUGAACCAGCACAUCCCGCAGUACUGCGGCUCAUGCUGGGCUCAGGGCAGCAUGUCCGCGCUGGCGGACCGCAUCAAGAUCGCUCGAAAAGCCGAAGGCAUCGACAUCCAGCUCUCCGUACA